Molecule: messenger RNA, 1188 nt
Organism: Hemiscyllium ocellatum (epaulette shark)
Lineage: Eukaryota; Metazoa; Chordata; Chondrichthyes; Orectolobiformes; Hemiscylliidae
Product: solute carrier family 35 member F3
Exons: 7
Coding region: 1-1188 (395 amino acids)
Cellular component (GO): membrane
Source: RefSeq, a predicted model, not a curated record
AUGAAGAAACACACAGCUAAGGUCUCCCCACUCACUGCCUGCAACAGUCCCGUGCUCUCGCUCACCUGGGUGGAAGGGAAUGACGAGAUUCCGGAGGCUCUGGCACACUUCAGCGAGGACAGCGUGGCACCCUGCUGCUGGCCCAGCCCCCUCAGCAUGCUAGGGAGAGUGGCAGUGGGCCUGGUACUGGCGGUCUGCCUGGCAGGCAGCUGGGCGGGCAUGACGCAACUGGCGAAGGCGGCGCUGCAGGACUUUGAGUCGCCGUUCUUGGUGGCCUGGCACUCGGCCAACUGGAACCUCAUGCUCUUCCCCGGCUACUGCUCCUGCCGCCUGCUGACCUCCGGAGAGAGGGGCCUGCAGCUCAGGCAGCUCAGCCAAUGCAGUAAUUUUCUCAGCCAGGACCCCUUCUCUCUCAGGAGACUCCUUAAGCAGACAGCUCCUUUCUCCAUUCUCUGGACCCUAACUACCUACCUAUACUUCAUGGGUCUGAAGAAAAUCAGCACCACAGAUGCCUCAGCCCUCUUCUGCUGUAAUAAAGCUUUCGUCUUCCUGCUCUCCUGGAUCGUGCUGAAAGACCGGUUUAUGGGUGUCCGGAUUGUGGCUGCGAUCCUCUCCAUCGCCGGGAUCGUGCUGAUCGCCUCGGCGGACGGUUUCCGCCGGGAUUCCGUCGUGGGGGUGGCGCUGGUCGUGGCAUCCGCCUCCACCUCCGCCCUCUACAAGGUCCUGUUUAAGCUCCUACUUGGCAGAGUGAGCUGCAGGGAAGUGGCCCUCUUUCUCACUGCACUGGGUGCCUUCAAUCUCCUCUUCCUCAGCUGGGUCGCUGUCAUCCUGUACGUCACCAGAGUGGAACACUGGCCUUCUGCCAGGGAUGUACCGUGGGAGCAGCUGUGUGGACUGGCUGCCCUCCUCUUAGUAUUCAAUGCUGUGAUCAACUGUGGAGCUACAGUAACCUUCCCUUCCUUGGUGUCGUUGGGAGCAUUUCUGAGCAUACCUGUAAACGCGGUCACUGAUGUUUAUUGCGGUACGAUGCCAGCCCUUGGUGACGUGAGACUAGCCGCCCUACUUGUCCUUUGCCUGGCCUUCUUGCUGCUGCUGCUACCGGAAGAAUGGGACUCCAUCGCCCUGGAUCUCCUGACCAAGCUCAGAGGGAAGACAGCGAAGGGGGGGUCUGGGGCCCAAAAGUGCUGA